UUUUCAAUCAAAUUGAAAAAAUAUCAUUGAUUUAUAUUUAUUUAAUUAUUUAUCUUAGAAUAACUUUCUUCGCAAAUCAAUGUGGAAAAACAGUAUUAGAACGUCUUCUAAAAGAAUCAUGGAAAGCUGUUAUUAGUGAUUUAGAAAAAGUUAUUGUUUUAUCACCAUUUUCCGAUUCUAAACAUUUAUUAACAACUCCAUCAGCAAUAAUAGAAGAUGUUUAUCGUCUUUUAUUUGGGAAAUUAGAUCGAGAUAAUGAUCGAAAUUUAACUCAUAAACAAUAUCAAAUAUUAGAUCGUAGUUUAGAAGAUUUAAAAGAAUUUUUUCAUGCAUCUGGACAAGGUUUAAAAAAAAAUGAUUUAGAAGAAAGUUUAGAAUUACAAUCACUUAAAUAUGCUCUUUCAUUAUGUACACAAACAACUGAUUCAUUAAUUAAAACAUUUGUUAAAACAGAAAGAGAUCAAGAUCGACCAGAACUAGAAGGAUAUUUUGGUGAAGUAUCAAUUCAAGUUGAUAUAUUUACAGAUCCAAGUAGUGGCGAACAUAAAGUUACUGUAAAAGUUGUUGCUGCAAAUGCUCUUAAAUGGCGUACAUCAGGAAUGUUUCGUCCAUAUGUUGAAUUAGCAAUAUGUGGCCCUCAUUUAAGUGAUAAAAAACGUAAACAAACAACGAAAACAAAAAGUGAUACAUGGAUACCUAAAUAUAAUGAAACAUUUCAUUUUUUAUUGGGUUAUGAAGAAGAACUAGAUUGUUAUGAAUUAAAUAUUGCUGUAAAAGAUUAUUCAUUUAUGCGUGAAGAUCGUUUAAUUGGUUUAAAUGUUAUUAAAUUAUCACAAGUAUGUGAACAAGGUUCAUGGUCAUCAUGGGUACCACUUGGUUCACAUAUAAAUUUUGAUGAUACAAGAUUAACUAUAUUAAGAAUAUUAUCACAUAGAACAAAUGAUGAAUUGGCAAGAGAAUUCGUAGCACUUAAAUCAGCUAGACGACAUAAGGAAGAAGUGUGA
Molecule: messenger RNA, 1004 nt
Organism: Rotaria sordida
Lineage: Eukaryota; Metazoa; Rotifera; Eurotatoria; Philodinida; Philodinidae
Source: the annotation of a GenBank genome assembly